GACAGCGGCCUGUUCAAACCGGCGGCGGCGGCCGGGGCCGAGCGCGGGGAGCGCGCCGGGCUGGUGAACCUGGUCAGUGACUUGGGAACCCAGGAAAUGUGACGCUCGCCCCCCACCCCUACCCUAGGGAGAUAGUCUGGCGGCUAACAAGCUGUAAGGCCUCCGCUUAUGGACUGUAUUUCUGCCCUGCUGUCUGCUACCCCUGCCAAUUACUGUACAUGAAUGCAUCCAUAUGAUCCUGGUGCGAUGCAAGCAAAUGAGUUUGACUCAUCUGAUGAAGAGCCUAUUCAAGAUGAUCAGAUACCAUUUCAGAUAUCAUGGUUAGCCCUGUCAUCUGUCUAUUGUUCUCAGUUUCUGGGAGUAUGUUCUCUGCCAGGUUGCAGGUUCAAGGAUGUUAGAAGAAAUCUUCACAAAGAUAUAGAAGAAUUGAAGAGGUAUGGGACACAGGAUAUAUUUGUGCUCUGUACCAGAGGAGAGCUCUCAAAAUAUCGGGUGCCAAACCUACUAAACUCCUACCAGCAGCAUGGGAUUAUUGUGCACCACCAUCCUAUUCCCGAUGGAGACACUCCUGACAUCGCCAACUGCUGUACAAUUCUGGAAGAACUAAGGGGCUGUCUGGAAAACAACCGGAAAACAUUAAUACACUGUUACGGAGGACUUGGACGCUCAUGUCUCAUAGCUGCAUGUCUUUUGCUUCAAUUAUCUGAUGCAAUGGAACCCCAAGAGGCAAUAGAGAGCCUCCGAGACUUAAGAGGAUCUGGGGCAAUACAGACAAUAAAGCAAUACAACUAUCUCCAUGACUUUCGAGAGAACCUGGCUGCACAUCUGUCAACAAAAGAUGCAAUAUUAAGAUCAGUAUCACGAUAAACUAAUAUUGAUGACAUGGUAUAUCUGUUUACAUACGGUAUUUUGGCUGAGUACAAGUUCUAUGUAAAAAGACAUCUCUCACCUGCAUGACCUUUAAUACCACUUUAUUAGGGUAAUACUUUACCAGAAGCAGUGACUAACACCCAGUCUCUACUGUAAAUAGACAAAGACUGGUGCUGGAAAGGGACUUGUAAGCUAUAGUAAUAUCCUGCAUUUCAAACUUUCAAGGACUAAUUUCAUUCUCUACAAGUAUUUCCACACAUGAAGGGAGAAAUGCUAUGCUGGUGUCCCCUCCAUUUCUAAUAGACUUGUUUUAGUACAGUAACUUCAGUGAACCGCUGAUGCAUUAAUUCCCUUCAUCAAGGACGUCCUUACCACUAUACAAGUUUCAACAGUCUGAACUAGUAUUUUGGUUUUUAAAUUUUUGGUGUUUUCUGUAUGUUGCAUUUUAUUUAUUUACUGAAUGGAGGGUAUUACAGGGGAUGUCAAAAGAAAUAAAACUAAUGCAUUGUCUAUUUGU
Gopherus evgoodei (Goodes thornscrub tortoise) is the source of this 1387-nucleotide messenger RNA. RefSeq names its product cyclin dependent kinase inhibitor 3 (gene CDKN3). Gene Ontology annotation, cellular component: nucleus. NCBI's taxonomy places the organism in Eukaryota, Metazoa, Chordata, Testudines, Testudinidae. The transcript is spliced from 9 exons. The record is from RefSeq and is a predicted model, not a curated record. Bases 223 to 867 code for a protein of 214 amino acids. Gene Ontology annotation, biological process: protein dephosphorylation. Gene Ontology annotation, molecular function: protein tyrosine phosphatase activity.